Molecule: messenger RNA, 1615 nt
Organism: Papaver somniferum (opium poppy)
Lineage: Eukaryota; Viridiplantae; Streptophyta; Magnoliopsida; Ranunculales; Papaveraceae
Product: phospholipase A1-IIgamma-like
Exons: 2
Coding region: 175-1368 (397 amino acids)
Biological process (GO): lipid metabolic process
Molecular function (GO): glycerophospholipid phospholipase A1 activity
Source: RefSeq, a predicted model, not a curated record
AGGUAGUUGAAGAGACAAUAAUAAACACAACGCCAGCAAACAGUUGCACCAUCUUUUUCAAGAAAGCUAAUAAGGUUAUCAAGACAUGCAAGUCAAGUUAUCCGACCAUACCACCUAUUACCUAUAUAAAUUCAACAACAAAACAAGUGUAUCUUCAAAUACACAGUUACGCAAAUGAUGGGCAUAGCCAAGAGAUGGAAGUUAUUAAGUGGCCAAGACUACUGGAAAGAUCUCCUAGACCCGCUGGAUAUUGAUCUCCGGCAAACCAUAGUUCGUUACGGUGAAAUGAAGGAGGCAGCUUACGACGCUUUCAUCACUGAAAAAGCAUCCAAGUACGCAGGAAGUAGCCGGUACAGUAAGAAAGAUUUCUUCUCAAAAGUGGGGUUAGUAAAAAACAAUCCAUACAUGUACAGAGUAACAAAAUUUCUGUACGCGACGUCUCAUGUUAAGGUGCCGGACGCGUUCAUCGUAAAGUCAUUAUCCAGAGAAUCAUGGAGCAGAGAAUCGAAUUGGAUGGGGUAUGUAGCAGUUGCUACCGAUGAAGGGAAACUUCACCUGGGAAGAAGGGAUACUGUGAUCGCAUGGAGAGGUACAGUUCAAGCUCUAGAAUGGGUAACUGAUCUUGAUUUUACCAUGGUUUCGGCCAGUAAGCUUUUAGGAGACACUGAAGAUGAUAACCCCAAGGUUCACCAAGGCUGGUUUUCCAUAUAUACAUCCGAUGAUCCGCGAUCACCAUUCAAUAAGUCGAGCUGUAGAGAUCAGGUUCUGGCUGAGGUGAGAAGACUAGUGGAAGAAUUCAAGGAUGAGGAGAUCAGCAUAACUAUCACUGGUCAUAGCUUGGGUGGUGCUAUGGGAACAUUAAACGCUGCCGAUAUCAUAGCAAACGGAUACAACAAACCAAAAGACCAACCUGACAAGCCCUGUCCUGUAACAGUAAUCGCAUUUGCCUGUCCUCGUGUAGGAGAUUCAGCUUUCAAACGUGCAAUCUCAGGAAUGCAAGAAAUUCGAUUGCUACGUAUCCGUAAUGCAUUAGAUGUCGUGCCUAGUUAUCCAGUACUAGGAUAUUCAGAUGCUGGUGCAGAGUUAGCAAUUGAUACACGAAAAUCUCCAUAUUUGAAAAGUCCUGGAAAUAUAACAAGUUGGCAUAGCUUAGAGGCAUAUAUGCAUGGGGUAGCAGGAACACAAGGGACCAAAGGAGGGUUUAAAUUGGAGAUAAAACGCGAUAUUGCGCUUAUAAAUAAAUCAAUGGAAGAAUUGAAGGAUGAAUAUCUUGUUCCUGGUUCAUGGUGGUGUGACAAAAAUAAGGGCAUGGUACAAGAAAGUGAUGGGUCCUGGAAACUGAUGGAUCAUGAGAUGGAUGAUGACUGAAAUCCAAUUUAAUGGUUAUGAUAGAAUUCCAAACUACACCAUAACAUCCUUGUGAAAUGCUGCUUGUGAGUAUAUUUGUUAGUUUUUCUUGUAAUUUCUGGUGUUUUUGUGUAAUACAUGUUUCCUGAGUUGUACUUGUACAUGCCUCUCAUAAAUCAUUGGUUUAGAAUGUCUUAGGUUCAGAGCUUCAGAUAUGUUGAGCCCAUUCUGAUUUCUUGUACGCUAUAAAAAAGACAAAUUUAGUUCA